AUGGGAAAUAGCCAAACGCCGAGCCGAGCCGAAUUACAACGUCGGCGGCAGCAAUCAGCACGAGAUCGACGACAGCACGAGCACGAGCAGGAACAACUUCGACGCCAGCAACCGGCACGAGAUCGGGAGAGAAACCGAAGACAGCAGGCCCAAACAUUUUGUUGGUCAUCUCCACGUUUGAGGCAGGAGAUUGUCACUUCUGUGGCAGCGACACUAGAAGCGAUGCCGCCAGCCUUGCCGUGGAAAUCCGAUUCGGAUUCUGGUCCGGGUUUUGAUAGCGAAAAGUACUCCGAUGCGACGCUGUACCUCGGAGAAUCAAAUACCCCAUUCCCGGCACACCAGAUGGUCUUAGGCAUGUGCAGCCCCUACUUCGACGAUGCGCUCCAGAGCAAAUUUAAGGAAGGUAUCACAAAGGAAUUUUACUUUAAGAAGGACAGUCCGCAUGCUCUCUGGCGGGUGCUCCAGUACAUGUACACAGGAGAUUACGCUGAUGAAGAAUCUGAACCUCUUGGCUCCUGA
Messenger RNA from Venustampulla echinocandica, 519 nucleotides. RefSeq lists its product as uncharacterized. Gene Ontology annotation, molecular function: protein binding. Bases 1 to 519 code for a protein of 172 amino acids. NCBI's taxonomy places the organism in Eukaryota, Fungi, Ascomycota, Leotiomycetes, Helotiales, Pleuroascaceae. The transcript is spliced from 2 exons. The record is from RefSeq and is a predicted model, not a curated record.